This is a messenger RNA of Lolium perenne, 1724 nucleotides long. Its product is annotated as probable aquaporin TIP4-1. Gene Ontology annotation, cellular component: membrane. Gene Ontology annotation, molecular function: water channel activity. Gene Ontology annotation, biological process: transmembrane transport; water transport. The record is from RefSeq and is a predicted model, not a curated record. NCBI's taxonomy places the organism in Eukaryota, Viridiplantae, Streptophyta, Magnoliopsida, Poales, Poaceae.
CGGCCACCAAAAAGCAAGCCUACUCAUCACUCAUUCCUGCGCUUUUUUUCCCGGAGCCACAAGCUCUCACCGCGUCCCUGAUCUUUCCCUCCCAAGAAGAGGAACAAGCAAGAGGUCUUGUGGAGUUCGAUUCCACCAUGGCCACCAAGCACGUGGACUCGUUCGACGAGCACGAGGUCGUCGACGCCGGCUGCGUCCGCGCCGUGCUGGGGGAGCUGGUACUCACCUUCCUCUUCGUCUUCACCGGAGUCGCCGCCGCCAUGGCAGCCGGGGUGCCCGAGGUGCCGGGCGCGGCUAUGCCGAUUGCGUCGCUGGCCGGGGUGGCGCUCGCGCAGGCGCUGGCGGCGGGCGUGCUGGUGACGGCGGGGUUCCACGUCUCCGGCGGACACCUGAACCCGGCGGUGACGCUCGCGCUGCUGGCUCGCGGGCACAUCACGGCCUUCAGGUCCGUGCUGUACGUGGCGGCCCAGCUGCUGGCCUCCUCCCUCGCCUGCAUCCUGCUUCGAUACCUCACCGGUGGCCAGGCUACUCCGGUGCACAGCCUAGGCGCAGGCAUGGGCCCGAUGCAAGGCCUGGUCAUGGAGGUCAUCCUCACCUUCUCCCUCCUCUUCGUCGUCUACGCGACCAUCCUCGACCCGCGGACCACCGUGCCGGGGUACGGGCCGAUGCUCACCGGCCUCAUCGUCGGCGCAAACACCCUCGCCGGCGGCAACUUCUCCGGCGCGUCCAUGAACCCCGCUCGGUCCUUCGGGCCCGCGUUGGCCACCGGAGUGUGGACAAACCACUGGAUCUACUGGGUCGGCCCGCUCGUCGGUGGGCCGCUUGCCGGUUUCGUCUACGAGUCGGUGUUCAUGGUCAAGAAGACGCACGAGCCUCUGCUCGGAUGGGACUUCAUGUACAGGUAUUUUCCGUUUAUGGUUACCUCUUCAACGGAUGGAGAACCGAGACCUAUUUAUGGAGAUCUGUACACGGUUGAAGGCUACGGCGAGGGAUACUUUUUCCCUACAUGGGUGGCGGCCCACCUGCUGGCCUCCUCCCUCGCCUGCAUCCUCCUGCGGUACCUCACCGGUGGCCAGGAUACUCCGGUGCACAGCCUAGGCUCAGGCAUGGGCCCGAUGCAAGGCCUGGUCAUGGAGGUCAUCCUCACUUUCUCCCUCCUGUUCGUCGUCUACGCAACCAUCCUCGACCCGCGGACCACCGUGCCGGGGUACGGGCCGAUGCUCACCGGCCUCAUCGUCGGCGCAAACACCCUCGCCGGCGGCAACUUCUCCGGCGCAUCCAUGAACCCCGCUCGGUCCUUCGGGCCCGCGUUGGCCACCGGGGUGUGGACCAACCACUGGAUCUACUGGGUCGGCCCGCUCGUCGGUGGGCCGCUUGCCGGUUUCGUCUACGAGUCGGUGUUCAUGGUCAAGAAGACGCACGAGCCUCUGCUCGGAUGGGACUUCUAGAUCAGCAGGCUGACCUGCAUAUUUGCGUCACAUUUUGUCUGUCAUGUAUACAUACAUAGAUGUGCGUAUUAGGGAAUCGAUGUUGCUGUUAAAUUGCUCCCGCGGAGUGAUUCUAGGCGGAUGUAGAAAUGGUUCCUAGGGACUGCAAUUGCUGGCCGUGUAAAUAGAUUGUUUGGAAAAUGUAAAAUGUUAUGGACUGUAUCUUGCUGCAAGCUAUUGGUAAACGCCACACGCAUGAAACGAACUCUUAGGCGGUGGCUCGCACAUCUUCAGAUC